GGCCCGUUGCCGUUUCCACCUCAUUUAUGCUUAUCGCUCUCUCUUUAUAUCUCUUUGUUUAAAUCAAUUCCUCUUAUUUCUUCUCAACACAAACCAAAAACAUAAAACACGUUGUUCAUAGAUCUCAAACAAAUCAUGUACUAUCCCCUCAGUUCUAGUUUGAUGUUCUUCAUCCUCUUCUCCUUAUUCUACCAUCUUCCUUGUGAAUCAAGUAAGUGUGAGAGUCUGUUUCAGUGUGGGAACAUCACCGCCAGUUUUCCUUUCUGGGGAGGGGAUCGUCACAAACAUUGCGGUCAUCCAUUGCUAGAGCUUCGCUGCGACCAAAACAAGAGUACCUCUUUAUUCAUCUCAGACCAAGAGUUCUUUGUUCUCCAUGUCGAUCAAACAUCUUACAGUCUUACACUCGCCAGACCAGACCUUUUACAUUCCUUUUGCUCCCUUACAUUCACCAACACAACCUUACCACCAGAAAUUUUCGAACUUUCUCCGGCCUACAAGAGCGUCACAUUCUACCACUGUUACCCGGUUCUUCCUGACCUUUCGAAUUAUACAUGUCCUGUUAUAGGUCCAAUCUCAGUGUCUGGAAACCCUGAAGAUCACGAAACCUGCUUUCCCAAUUUUGCCGCAAACGUUCCCACGAGUUUCGUCACGAAAGAGAAAAAAUUGAAUAUAGCCAAUUUGGAAAGUGUUUUGGAAAAGGGCUUUGAGGUGAACAUGAAUGUCAUCAUGAAAGCUUGUCAAGCAUGUUCAUACUCUAAUGAAUCCUGUGGCUUCGAUGAAAACUUUCCAUUCGAAGUCAAAUGCAAACCACACCAUUCACCAACUGGUAAGUUUCUUAUCCAUCACUAUCAUUUCCUAUCAAUUUUCUUUGACGUAUUAGACAUAACUUAUUAGUGAGCUUAGAAAGACGGUGAUGCAAGAUAUAUAACAUAACUUGUUUGAUAUAUUUUUUUUCCGAUUUGGCAUUAAUUUAGCGUUUAGUCGCCAAUCUAUUUCACUAAUUGAUUAACAAUGUUUUAAAUCAAUUUAUGUAUCUCUAUAUAUUGCUUUUUUGUUUAAUUUCCAAGAGUUUGAUAUGACCGGACCGUCCAUCAACUUUAAUAAGUGCACUAUAUCCAUAUAGUCUUCCAAAAUCUUAGCUUUAGACAAAAGAGAAAACAAAGUACAAAAAGUCUUCCAAAGUAAACUAAUAAAUGACACCACAAGUCUCCUCUUCAAGUCUCUUUCUCUCUCUCUUUGUUUAAAUCACUUCCUUUGCUCUCUCAACAUAAACCAAACACAAAAGACAGUGUUCAUAACUCUCAACAAAUCAUGUACUAUCUCCCAACUUCUUGUAUGUUCUUGUUUUUCCUCUUCUCCUCUUUCCACCCUCUUCUUUCUGCUUCAAGUAAACAAGAACUCGGGUGGUGUGAAGCUAAGUUUCAGUGUGGGAACAUCACCGCUGGUUUCCCUUUCUCCGGUGGGAAUCGUCCUCAAAUUUGCGGUCAUCCAUCGUUGGAGCUUCACUGCUAUAACAACAUGGCCUCUAUAAUCAUCUCAGACCACUUUUACAAUGUUCUCCAUAUAGAUCAAACAUCUAACACUCUUAGACUUGCUAGAGCAGAGCUGGAAGGUUCUUUUUGCAACGCUACUUACACAGCCACAACCUUGCCUUCCAAAAUCUUUGAGAUUUCAUCAACCUACAAGAGCCUCACUGUUUUCUACCUCUGCGACCCUAAGGUUUCUUACCGUUCGAGUUAUACAUGUCCUGGUAGAGGCCUUGUCUCAGUGUCUCAAAAUUCUGAUUACCAUAACUCCUGCCAAGACAGUUUCACGAUUAACGUUCCAAAGAGCUUUGUUCCAGAAGAGAAAGAGUUGGAUGUGACCAAUUUGGAAAGUGCUUUAAGAGAAGGAUUUGAGGUGAAGGUAAAGGUUGAUGAGAAAACUUGUCAAAAAUGUACAUCCUCUGGUGGAACCUGCGGCUUCCAAAAUUCAACACAGAUUUGCUGCAAGGAAGCCUCAUCAUUAGGAUGCAAUAAAGUCCAUCCACUACCUGAUGCUACUGAGCUUGAGCUUCACAGACGCUGCAAUGGCACGUUUAGCUGCGGCGAUCAGAGAGAACUCUUUUACCCUUUCUGGACAUCUGGUAGAGAAGACUGUGGCCACCCUGACUUCAAGCUCGACGACUGUAGCGGAAGAUUCGCAGAGCUUAGCAUUUCCUCUGUGAAAUUUAGAAUUCUAGCGUCGGUUUAUGGCUCUAAUAUCAUAAGACUCGGCAGAUCCGAAUAUAUAGGCGAUCUCUGUCCCCAAGAUCCUAUAAAUGCACCAUUCAGCGAAAGUGUCCUUCCAUUUGCUCCUAACACCGAGCUGCUGACUAUUUUUUACAACUGCAGCCGAGACUUUCCACAGCAAGUUACUAAUUUUGGAGACUUUGCUUGUGGGGAUGAUAGUGAUGAUGAUAGAAGUUACUAUGUGACGAGAAACCUCUCGUUUCCUCCACUCAGUGAGAUUAAUGACCUUUUAUACGACUUCAGUCAAUCUUGCGAUAGAAACGUCAGUAUUCCCGCAUCUGGAUCGACGCUUAACAUACUGCAGAGCACUCCGAGUAACGAUAAUCUAAAGAAGGCUCUCGAAUACGGUUUCGAGCUUGAACUUAACCAAGAUUGUCGGACGUGCAUAGACUCUAAGGGUGCUUGUGGAUAUAGUCAAACCUCAAGUAGAUUCGUCUGCUAUUCUAUAGAAGAGCCACAAACCCCUACUCCACCAAACCCUACUAGAAACAAGGAUACAAGCCUCUCUAUUGGAGCAAAAGCAGGCAUUGCGGUUGCUUCUGUAUCGGGUUUGGCCAUUCUUCUACUCGCAGGUUUGUUCUUAUGCAUCAGACGGAGAAGGAAGACUCAGGACGCUCAAUACACAAGCAAAAGCUUGCCUAUCACAUCAUACUCGAGUAGAGAUACAUCAAGAAAUCCAACUUCCACAACAAUCUCCUCCAGUAGCAAUCACUCUCUUCUUCCCUCAAUCUCUAACCUUGCAAACCGAAGCGACUACUGUGGAGUCCAAGUCUUUAGCUAUGAAGAACUUGAAGAAGCAACUGAGAAUUUCUCUAGAGAACUCGGGGAUGGUGGCUUCGGUACUGUCUACUACGGCGUGUUGAAAGACGGACGAGCUGUAGCAGUGAAACGACUCUACGAAAGAUCACUAAAACGCGUAGAACAAUUCAAGAACGAAAUCGAAAUCUUGAAAUCACUAAAACAUCCGAACCUCGUGAUCCUCUACGGAUGCACAUCAAGACACAGCAGAGAGCUUCUACUAGUCUACGAAUACAUCUCAAACGGAACUCUAGCCGAACAUCUACACGGCAACCGCGCAGAAGCUCGUCCUCUCUGCUGGUCAACCCGAUUAAACAUCGCAAUCGAAACCGCAAGCGCAUUAUCAUUCCUCCACAUAAAAGGAAUCAUACACAGAGACAUCAAGACUACUAACAUACUCUUAGACGAUAACUACCAAGUCAAAGUCGCCGAUUUCGGACUUUCACGGUUGUUUCCAAUGGAUCAAACACACAUAUCAACCGCACCACAAGGCACACCAGGCUACGUGGAUCCAGAGUAUUACCAAUGUUACCAAUUAAACGAGAAGAGCGAUGUCUACAGCUUCGGAGUCGUACUAACGGAACUAAUCUCAUCAAAAGAAGCAGUAGACAUUACUCGACACCGUCACGAUAUCAAUCUAGCGAACAUGGCUGUAUCUAAGAUUCAGAACAAUGCAUUACACGAGCUUGUGGAUUCGAGUUUAGGAUACGAUAAUGAUCCUGAAGUUAGGAGGAAGAUGAUGGCGGUGGCGGAAUUAGCGUUUCGAUGUUUGCAACAAGAGAGAGAUGUUAGACCGGCGAUGGAUGAGAUUGUGGAGAUUUUGAGAGGGAUUAAGGAUGAUGAGAAGAAGCGUGUGUUGGUGAAGUCGCCGGAUGUUGUGGAUAUUGAAUGCGGUGGUGGUGAUGAUGUUGGAUUGUUGAGGAAUAGUGUUCCGCCGCCGAUUUCGCCGGAGACUGAUAAGUGGACUAGUAGUUCUGAUACGGCGGCGAGUUUGUAAUUAGGGUUACUGUAAGUGGUUUUUUAAUCUGUGUUAAAAAAGGAUUCUUCUAUUUUUGUGUUUACAUUUUUUGGUUACCAAUUAAAAUGACAUUACUAUUAUUAGAGAUAUACAUACAUAUUACUACUCUUCCUAUCCUAUGUGGCUAUGUCACGUGUGUGCAAAUGUAACGUUCAGUAAUAUUAUUACUACUCUUCCAAUCCUAUGUGGCUAUGUCAC
Arabidopsis thaliana (thale cress) is the source of this 4284-nucleotide messenger RNA. Its product is annotated as Protein kinase superfamily protein. The transcript is spliced from 6 exons. Gene Ontology annotation, molecular function: ATP binding; polysaccharide binding; protein serine kinase activity. Bases 1312 to 4065 code for a protein of 917 amino acids. The record is from RefSeq and is marked reviewed. Gene Ontology annotation, cellular component: plasma membrane. Lineage: Eukaryota; Viridiplantae; Streptophyta; Magnoliopsida; Brassicales; Brassicaceae.